CAGAGACAACUCCGCUUUUACGAGCUGAGGAUAUAAGUCCGCUGGACGCAGGCAUUUGCCAAGGCUCAGAACGAAGCAACCAAGUACACGCAUCGGAAUACACUCAACUCAGUAUCAACUUACAGUCUCAACCCUCCUGUCUCUCCUAGCAGCCAUGGCCCCCAUCAAAGUCGGCAUCGUCGGCUACGGCUUCGCAACCAAAUGCUUCCACCUGCCCUACAUCCUGCCGAACCCGGAGCUCGAGGUGUACGCCUUCCUGCAGCGCGCCGCCGCGCCCACGCCGGGCAGCAACGAACAGACGCCGCGCUGGGGCCACUGCACCGUCGACUUCCCGCAGGCCAAGCACUACCGGACCGCGGACGAGUUCUUCGCCGACGAGCAAAUCGAGCUGGUCAUCGUGCUCACCUCGCGCGCGCACGGCGAGUUCGCGGAGAGGGCGCUGCGGGCGGGGAAGCAUGUGGUCGUCGAGAAGCCGUUUGUGGAGACCAGCGCCGAGGCGGACAGGCUUAUUGCCUUGGCCAAGGAGAAGGGCAGGAUUUUGACCGUCUUUCAGAACCGCAGAUUUGACAGCGACUUCCGCACUCUGCAUCAUCUCGUGAGCCAGGGCGCUUUGGGAGACGUGCUGGAGGCAGAGCUUCACUACGACUACCCCGAACCCUCUUGGAUUGCGGGAUGGACGCAGAAGGAGUACAUCGCGGGCGAGGGGAUGACAUUUGGCCUUGGUACACACACGCUGGACCAGGCCUUGUAUCUCUUCGGCCGUCCCGCGUCGGUGACGGCGUUUCUGCGCUCAAACCGGGGCGUUGACAGCGAGAUCGACGACACGUUUACCAUCAUCCUGCAAUAUUCCGGCAAACAGAAGAACCUGCUGGUGACGGUCAAGACCGCCAUUGUCACGCACAUGAAGGAUCAACUGAAGUACUUUGUCCGCGGCACGCAGGGUACUUAUCUCAAGGUAAGGGUUCAGCUUAUCUCGCCAUGGGAACCGUAUUGACAUGGUGUAAUUAGUUUGGGACAUGCCCUCAAGAAAGCCAGGCCCUCGCGGCGCCAGGACAGCCAGCACUCAGCGCAGACUGGGGCGUGGAAGAUGAGCAGAUAUGGGGCACGCUGACCACGACGACCGAGUUUGACGCGACGUGCCAGAAGUUCGACGAGAAGAGCAAGAAGUACAUCGGCAAGUACCCCAG
Thermothielavioides terrestris NRRL 8126 is the source of this 1187-nucleotide messenger RNA. RefSeq lists its product as uncharacterized. The transcript is spliced from 4 exons. Gene Ontology annotation, molecular function: nucleotide binding. The coding region runs from base 155 to 994 and encodes 279 amino acids. NCBI's taxonomy places the organism in Eukaryota, Fungi, Ascomycota, Sordariomycetes, Sordariales, Chaetomiaceae. The record is from RefSeq and is a predicted model, not a curated record.